CAAUUAAUCCAAAACUAAAACCAAUGCGUUAUUUAAAAAGGCUUCGGCUAGGAUUUCUGUCCAGAGGAUGCUGAGUGGACAGGUAUCGGAAACACACGAACAAAGAGAUAACAAACAGACGUCAGCAGGAUGCUUAGCUCAUCAAUGUGUGGUACUAUGUUUGUGGGGCGUGUUUACUUCUGGAUUCCAGAUACGAUGUUUGCUAGACCCGUGGAGGAUCAAAUUGAAAAUUUGCAGAAAAAGCGGCACAGCUAGUUAUGAACACCACUGUCCAUAA
Nezara viridula (southern green stink bug) is the source of this 277-nucleotide messenger RNA. NCBI's taxonomy places the organism in Eukaryota, Metazoa, Arthropoda, Insecta, Hemiptera, Pentatomidae. The record is from the annotation of a GenBank genome assembly.